Messenger RNA from Symbiodinium sp. CCMP2456, 867 nucleotides. The record is from the annotation of a GenBank genome assembly. NCBI's taxonomy places the organism in Eukaryota, Dinophyceae, Suessiales, Symbiodiniaceae.
AUGACCGUGGCUCUUUGGAUGUGGGAUCGUGAGCUCACCGCCAUGAGGACACGACAGGCCUUCGACCAGUGGAGGCGGAAAUCCAACCAGAUCAUCAAAGCGCGAGGCAUUUCAGGCAAGAUUGCGACCCUGGUAUCCUUGCACCAAUGUCUUCGCGACUGGAGAGUGGGCAUUCUGGAGCUGCGGGCUGAGAAGAUGCGCGACCAGCUGCAGCAGCGCUGGUUCCACUCUUUGGACCAGGCGACGAUCGCCUGGGGCCGCGAGUUAGAGCACGGCUUGAAGACCUCUGCGUUGGCGGCUUGGGCUUGGCAGACCAGAUACACGAUGUGGGAGGGGCGAGCACAGAUGAAGGUGCGACAGACCCUGCAGAGAUGGUUUUACUCCUCGACGCAAGCUGCCCUGCAUUUUGCGUUUCGCUCCUGGACAGAGGCACUCACGGAGGUGCGUUUGCAAGCCUUCCGCCUGCAGAUGCAGGGCAAGCAGGCGGCCUACCACAAGGCCAUCAUGGCCUUUGCGCCGUCCAUGGACAGCCUGAAAAUCAGAACCAUCUUCCAAGCCUGGAGCUGGGUGGCCUCCGCAGACAAGGUGCGUGGCCUUACACGCAGACUCCACCGCGACACAAAGGUUGAGAAGGCGCUCAUGUUCAUGGCUUCCGAGCACGAGGCUGUGACACAGCUUUGCAUCUUCCGCCGCUGGGUAAGCCAGGUCGAAAGCUUGAAGGCCAAGGUCCUGACAGCCAAGCUCAAGGCCUCUGGCACCUCCGGGGAGGUCAUUUCUGCCAUGACGCACUUCGCUAACGAUCAGCCGGUGCUGAUGCUGCAAUGGGUGCUUUUGGGCUGGCACAGCCCCUCGCCGUUGAGCGUUUAG